Molecule: messenger RNA, 1047 nt
Organism: Candidozyma pseudohaemuli
Lineage: Eukaryota; Fungi; Ascomycota; Pichiomycetes; Serinales; Metschnikowiaceae
Exons: 1
Coding region: 1-1047 (348 amino acids)
Molecular function (GO): nucleic acid binding; zinc ion binding
Source: RefSeq, a predicted model, not a curated record
AUGCAUCACGAUCAUAAGCUGGACACUCCAUUUAUUGCUAGUUCCCAAAGUUCAAACGAUUUUUCAAAUUCAAACAACUUGUUCUUUUGCGGUGGUCAAUCGAUGUUGCAAAUUGCCAAAUAUACCCAACUCACACCAGAGCGUUCGGAGAACUACUUUGCACCUCUCACUCCAAAGGUGUUAGAGCUAUGGAAAUACGAGCAGGAUGGGGACGAGUAUUGUGAGCUUGAAAUCCCAUUUGUGCUCGAACAUCCUCAAGACCUUAUUUGGUGGUCUAUUUUGAUAUUUCCGAGCAUUUCAAAGGUUUUUGGCGAUCAGGUUUGCAAUUACAUUUUGAAGUAUGUCAAGGAUGUCGAUGAAGGCACAUCCUACUUGAAUUCCUUACCUAUACAGCAAAGAAGAAGAAUAGUGUGCAACACAGAUAGCGUUUGCCGUGCAAUCACCUCUGAAGGUAUAAAAUGGGAUCUUCCCCUUAUGCACGGGGUUAAUGGAUUGGAUUCUUUCAAAAAGACGUUCGAAAGCGGGUCGAAGUUAACCGUGAAGAGUCUCAUAAGCUUGAUGAUUCGUUGGGAAGAACAGGAGAAAAAUUUGAAGGAUGCAGAUGUGCUUCCUAGUCACAUACUGGCAUUCUUACACACACAUCAAAUCGACGCUGAUUUCAAGGUUAUGAUGUAUAGAAGGCCAUAUUUACGAGGCGACUUCGAGUAUUAUGUUGGGCGAGAAUUUCACAGAAGGGGCAUCGAGAGGGUAGACAUCAAGUCUCUCUUUUGCGAUCGCUAUAAUGACAUGGCAGUCUACGACAAGGACAAGUAUUGGGACCAUAUUCUUGGACCAUCUAUAUCUGAAAAAGCUCGGAAUGAGGAACAAGGAUCGGUCAACAAGAGGCGUUUUAUAAAAUGUACUCGUUGCCAUAAAAAGGGACACUUUGUGAAAGACUGUUGGUUUAAUGAUACUAGAUCUAUUCAUGGUCAGAGAAAGCCAAUGGCGCCAAAAAAGGAAAAUGGCAGAGGGAGAGCUUAUCACAGAAACAAGCGGAUUCCCAACUGA